AUGCAGUAUACUGCACACACUGUACAGUUUGAUAUUAAAAAACAACAACAACAACAACUUUGUCCCAGUAGCUCUAAAUGGAUGGAGCUCAAAAUUAGAAUCCCAAAGUACAUUGGCUUCUGCUGUUCCUCUUGCUGGAUCCUGACUCUCCUAGUAAAUAUGUAUGUUGCUAUAAAGGUGCAUGGCCCAAGCAAUACCAAAAAUAUAAGCUUGGAAAAAGUAUAUGAAUACUGUUCUGGGUCUACUCCACACAAACUUACAAACUCACUGCUGGCAAGGAUAAUAUUUUUCAUUGAUGUAUUUUUGUGUCUCAUGGUCUGGGCUAGUGGCUCCACGGUCCUUGGCCUGCACAGACACAAGCAGCGAGUCCAACACAUUCACAGCAACAGCCUCUCCCCAAGACCUUCCCACGAGGCCAGAGCCACACACACCAUCCUGAUCUUGGUGAGCUCCUUUCUUUUACUUUAUUCUCUUUCCUCCAUUUUGACUUUCUGUGUAGUCCUAAGUGUGAAUCCAGCCCAAUGGCUGGUGAACACAUCUGUGUUCGUGGCUUUAUGUUUCCUGACUCUCAGCCCCUUCGUGCUCAUCACCCAUGACGCGUAUCUCUAAGUUACGCUUUGCAAAGAUUGCUUUUUUCUUCAUGGGGUGUAAUAAAGCUGUCCUCUACAGGGCACUAAAUUACCCAUUUCCUUCUUUAUUCACAUGCAAAUGUCUACCAGUGCCAGUUCUCUGAGGUAGCACCGCGCAGUUUGUGGGAUCUUAGUUCCCCAACCAGGGAUCGAACCCAUGUUCCUGGAGUGGAAGCACAGUCCUAACCACUGGACUGGCAGGGAAGUCCCAUCUUGGAGGCAGUUAGUUAGUUAGUUAGUUAGUUAGUUAUGGCUAUGUUGGGUCUUCGUUUCUAUGCGAGGGCUUUCCCUAGUUGCGGCAAGUGGGGGCCACUCUUCAUCACAGCGCGCGGGCCUCUCACUAUCACAGCCUCUCUUGUUGCGGAGCACAGGCUCCAGACGCGCAGGCUCAGUAGUUGUGGCUCACGGGCCUAGUUGCUCCGUGGCAUGUGGGAUCUUCCCAGACCAGGGCUCGAACCCGUGCCCCUGCACUGGCAGGCAGAUUCUCAACCACUGUGCCACCAGGGAAGCCCCUGAGGCAGUUUUGAUUAAGGUAAUGUAUUAAAAAUUGUAUUAAAAAAAACAACAAAAAAAAACAGAAACUGCCCUAUUAGAUUUAGCCAAAUCGGGACCUAUAUGUAAAUAGUUAUACAAAG
Messenger RNA from Physeter macrocephalus (sperm whale), 1264 nucleotides. Its product is annotated as vomeronasal type-1 receptor 1-like. Gene Ontology annotation, biological process: G protein-coupled receptor signaling pathway. The record is from RefSeq and is a predicted model, not a curated record. Gene Ontology annotation, cellular component: membrane. Gene Ontology annotation, molecular function: pheromone receptor activity. Lineage: Eukaryota; Metazoa; Chordata; Mammalia; Artiodactyla; Physeteridae.